Zychaea mexicana is the source of this 1313-nucleotide messenger RNA. RefSeq lists its product as uncharacterized. NCBI's taxonomy places the organism in Eukaryota, Fungi, Mucoromycota, Mucoromycetes, Mucorales, Lichtheimiaceae. Gene Ontology annotation, cellular component: mitochondrion. The transcript has 8 exons. Gene Ontology annotation, molecular function: acetylpyruvate hydrolase activity. The record is from RefSeq and is a predicted model, not a curated record. Bases 488 to 1168 code for a protein of 226 amino acids.
UCACAAUGCGCGCCGUGUCUUUCUUAUUCUGGAUGGUGUGUGUGGAGAGCAGCGGGCACUGUCUUGGUCGUGCGUAAUGCAUAAAUUGGUUGCUGUAUCCAUUCUUUUACACCAGUCUUGCUUGUGUGCCACAGUCUUGUCUAAACCAAUGCUCGAUAUGCACGAUGAUCGAUAGAGGCAACAGGCCUCGAAAAACAAAUGCUUCAUCAAUGCGUAUAUGUCAGAAUUCGUCUUUUUCUAUAUGUGCUCGCUGUAACAUAGGGUCAUCAAGCAGCUAUAACAGCCACACGAGAACAAUAAGUUCUCUAUCGCUCAAAGGCAGUGAUACAUAUUACAGAUUUCUCUUUACUAUGCAGUUACGCUAUCUUGUUUCUUCCUGGCUUUACCCAUAUCCAGAGACCGGCAUUUGAAAAACAAAUAGGCUUCAAUAAAAACAGCCCCUCUCUCCCACCGGCAAAAAGAAAAACACGCGCUUUUCGACUGCAACAUGAGUGCUCGCAAUUUCCUCACAACUGGUAAAAAGAUCGUUGCCAUUGGUCGCAACUUCAGUGAACACGCCAAGGAGCUCGGUAACGCUGUUCCCAAGGCACCGUUUUUCUUCCUCAAGCCAACUUCGUCGUACGUUGCCAAUGGUGGAACUGUAGAAAUUCCUACAGGCUGUGAGGUGCAUCACGAAGUCGAACUUGCUGUCGUUAUCGGAAAGGACGGCCGUGACUACAAAGCUGCCGAGGCAAUGGAUUAUGUUGCUGGUUAUGCAUUGGCCAUUGAUAUGACCGCAAGAAACUUGCAGACUGAGGCUAAGAACAAGGGUCUUCCAUGGAGUGCUUCGAAAGGCUUUGAUACGUUCACUCCCAUCAGCGAUUUUAUUCCCAAGGAACGGAUCGCUGAUACUUCUAACGUUGACCUGUGGCUCAAGGUCAACGAUGCAUUCCGCCAAAAUGGAAACACAAAAGAUAUGAUCUUUGGAAUCCCAAUGCUGCUUUCUUACGUUUCCUCUAUUAUGAAACUUGAAGUGGGUGACGUGAUCUUGACUGGCACACCCAAGGGCGUUGGCCCCAUCCAGGCCGGCGAUGUGAUUCAAGCGGGCCUCAAGGUUGGCGGCUCUUCGGAUGACUUGCUUACUGUCAAGUACAACGUAGCAAACCGAAACGGUCUUUUCCAAGCCUAAAGAGGCCAUGUAGCUUAGCCUACUUUUCUAGUUCAACUCGUCAUUUGUUGUAAUGCAGUUUGUGUAGUACAGCAGUACGCAUCCUUGUUUUUGUGUAUAAAAGUAAAAAAAAAAUGUACGCUCCGAGCCUUUCUUGCUGAGAAAU